This is a messenger RNA of Rhododendron vialii, 5153 nucleotides long. Its product is annotated as flowering time control protein FPA. Lineage: Eukaryota; Viridiplantae; Streptophyta; Magnoliopsida; Ericales; Ericaceae. The record is from RefSeq and is a predicted model, not a curated record. The coding region runs from base 62 to 3256 and encodes 1064 amino acids. Gene Ontology annotation, molecular function: RNA binding. The transcript has 9 exons.
CAAAUUUUAUUUUGAAAUUUGUGUUCUUUCGGUUUUAGGGCUUCAAUUCAACCGCAAAACAAUGUCGACUGAAUCAGAAAUCCCGUCAAACAAUCUCUGGGUGGGCAAUCUAUCAAGUCAGGUGACACAUUCCGAUUUAAUGAAUCUGUUCUCAAAACACGGCGAUCUUCACAGCGUUACGGCACCGAAUUCGUCGAGGAAUUACGCAUUCGUUUGCUUCAACAGGGUUGAGGACGCGAAGGCGGCCGUGGAAGGUCUUCGAGGGACUGUUCUGCGCGGGAAUGCUAUUAAGAUCGAUUUCGCGAAAACGGCCAAACCAUGCAAAAGUUUGUGGGUGAGUGGGAUCAGCCCAGCUGUUACAAAGGAAAUAUUGCAAGAAGAGUUUCUCAAAUUUGGAAAAAUUGAGGAGUUGAAGUUUAAUAGGGACCGUAAAACGGCAUAUGUAGAUUACUUUCGAUUGGAAGAUGCUUCUGAAGCAUUAAAAAGGAUGAAUGGCAAGCGAAUUGGAAGUGACCAGAUACGUGUUGAUUAUUUCAGGUCACGCACAUCGAAAAGAGAAAACUCAGCUGAUAUCCGUGAUCCAAGGGAGGGACAGUUUCUCAGCCGAGGCAUGGUCCAUCUUGAUUCACCAAGGAUGCCACAAGAUGUCGGUAGAAAUUACUCCGAGCUAUCCAAAAGACAAAAGCACUCUCAAUCAUCUGGAGAACAAAAACUGGAUGGGCAGCCCAGCAAUGUAUUGUGGAUAGGUUACCCUCCUUCAGUUUGUAUUGAUGAGCAAAUGUUGCAUAAUGCGAUGAUAUUGUUUGGUGAGAUUGAGACUAUAAGGAGUUUCCCUUCACAGAAUUACUCAUGUAUUGAAUUCCGAAGAGUUGAUGAGGCAAGGCGUGCGAAAGAGGGACUUCAGGGCCGCCUUUUCAAUGAUCCCAGAAUUUUGAUAAUGUAUUUGAGCAGUGAUGUUGGUCGUAGCAAAGGUUAUUCUGGAUUUCCUCCCGGAACCCAAUGGCCAAGAACAGAUGUACCUUUUACUGAACCGCCAUAUCAAACUUCACAUAUGGACAUGUCUAGUCACGAUCUCCCCAUGAUUCCAAAUACCCUUUCUGGACAUGUACCAUUUAGUGACAUGCUUCGUAAACUGCCUGAUGCGAAUCCCGACUGUUUGAUGGGUGGCCAAAAUUGGAGAAGACCAUCUCCUGCUCCGGCGAUGCUCCCAUCUCCUUCACUGCUCGUGAAGCGACCAAUCGGACCAGUGUCCUGUGCGUGGGAUGUAAUCGAUGUAAGUCAACUUCAGAGGGAACCUAAACGGUCAAGAAUUGAGACUGCUUUGCCUGUUUUUGGCUCUCCAUUUCCUUCAAAGGCACUUGAAGAUCGACCCUUGGGAUUGGAUCGAUUUGGCGAUCAGGACUAUGAUUACAUAUGGCGAGGUGUUAUUGCUAAGGGUGGGACAUCUGUUUGUCGAGCUCGUUGUGUCCCUAUUGGGGAAGGCAUAAAGUCCGAGAUUCCUGAAGUGGUCAAUUGCUCAGCCAAAACAGGCCUUCACGUGUUAGCAGAACACUGCACCGAGGCCAUGGGAUUCACUGUUGUUUACUUUUUGCCUGAUAGUGAAGAGGAUUUUGGAUCGUACACUGAGUUUUUGCAAUAUUUAGGGAAAAACAAGCAGGCUGAGGUAGCCAUAUUUGAUGAUGGGACUGCCUUAUUUUUGGUUCCCCCGUCAGGUUUUCUCUCUAAGGUGCUUAAUGUCACUGGCCCUGAACGUCUUUAUGGGGUGGUUCUAAAGUCACCACAUCAUAACCCUAGUAGUACAUCCAUGCAGCCUCCGUCCCAGUCUCAGUACAUGAAUAGCCAGCAGAAGCAUACCAAAAUUGAGAGUAGUGGCAUGCCUCAAAAGGAGGAAAAGGAUUUGCAUAUGGAUUGUAAUACGGUAUUAUGCAAUGACUCAUUGCAUCUUACAAAGCAGCUUGCACCUUCAACGAUUGAAUCCCUUCCAGCGCCAGUAAAUACCGUAGCAAUGUCCCAAUCUAGAGUUAAUUUGACACCAGAGCCUAUUGCCACUCUAUCUUCAUUUGUACCUUCUAGUGCAAAAGCUUCUGGUUCAAAAAGUGUCCUCUCACCACUAGUAUCAUCAUCCAUGAGGCCUCCAUUGCUUCUUAGUGCUGAUUUGGAUAGGGGACUCCUCCCACAGGGUUCAAAAUUUGAUUUUCAAGGUAAUAAGCUGACUACUCAUCAAUUUCAUGAAGCAGAGAAUCAAUUCAAUCCCCAAGGACAAUUUUCUCAGCUCCAGACUGAUACGGCUAGCUUAAACACAUCAAUAAGUUCUCCAAUGGUGGUAACCGGCAAACAACAAUUUCACGAUCCUAAUUUUAACUUGCCGCAACAAGGCGCAGUUUCUUCUAGGCCAUGGAGUAACUUUGGAAUCCCUUCACAGAGUGGUCAACAUCAGUAUGGAGUACCUGAAAAUUUUGACAAGGACUUUCGAAUAGUGCAAGGAACAGAUUCUCUGGGUUCAUAUGGAUCAUCUAGCAGUCAGCACUGUGAAAACUCUGUUACAAUGUCUAAUCAGGUUUAUGAUAGCAAUGUUGCCCAAACUUAUACAGCCAUGCCACUGGCUGCUGAUAAAGGGAAUUCUGCGUUUUGGAAGGUUCCUCAGUCUGCUGGUGAUGGAGCCAGUCAAGGAACAUCAGAGGUUGAGGAUGACAAGACUCAGCGGUACCUGUCUACGCUACAGCUUGCAGCUAACAUUCUUCUUCAGAGGCAGCAGAAGCAGCAGCAAUCAAGCACUCAAGCAGGGCAGCGGUCUGCUAAUCCUGAACAAGAUUUCCAUCAACUAGCACUGUCGAUCUUCUGGAGAACAAAACUGGAUGGGCAGCCUAGCCAUGUAUUGUGGAUAGGUUACCCUCCUUCAGUUCGUAUUGGCGAGCAAAUGUUGCAUAAUGGGAUGAUAAUCUUUGGCGAGGUUGAGACUAUAAGGAGUUUCCCUUCACAGGACUACUCUUGUGUUGAAUUCAGAAGUGUUGAUGAUGCACGGCGUGCGAAAGAAGGAUUGCAGAGUUACCUUUUCGAUGAUCCCAAGAUUUCAAUUAUGUAUUCAAGCAGUGAUGUUGGUCUCACCAAAGAUUAUACUGGAUUUCAUCCCAGAACCGAGCACCAAAGAUUAAACUGGAUUUCAAUUAUGUCCCAAUCUGGAGAUACUUUGACACUAGAGCGUAUUGCCACUCUAUCUUCAUUACUACUUAGUAAUGGGCCAGGAAAACUCAGCUGAUAACCGGGAUCCAAGGGAGGGACAGUUUCUCAGCUGAACCAUGGUCCUUGAUUCACCAAGGAUGCCACAAGAUGUCGGUAGAAAUUACUCCGAGCUAUCCAAAAGACAACGGCUCGCUUAUUUAUCUGGAGAACAAAAACUGGAUGGGCAGCCCAGCAAUGUAUUGUGGAUAGGUUUCCCUCCUUCAGUUCAUAUUGACGAGCAAAUGUUGCAUAAUGCGAUGAUAUUGUUUGGUGAGAUUGAGACUAUAAGAAGUUUCCCUUCACAGAAUUACUCAUGCGUUGAAUUCCGAAGAGUUGCUGAGGCAAGGCGUGCGAAAGAAGGGCUGCAGGGCUGUCUUUUCAAUGAUCUCAGAAUUUCGAUAAUGUAUUUGAGCAGUGAUGUUGGUCGUAGCAAAGGUGUGCAAAAGAAGUUCUUCACGUUUAUGUGAAUGGGAAAACUCAGCUGAUAACCGUGAUCCAAGGGAGAGAGAGUUUCUCAGCCGAAGCAUGGUCCAUCUUGAUUCACCAAGGAUGCCACAAGAUGUUGGUAGAAAUUACUCCGAGCUAUCCAAAAGACAACAGUGUUGACGUGGUCUCUUGCUCGGCAAGAGUAGGCCUUGACAUGUUAGCCAAACACCCCCUUGAGUGGUGGUUCUAAAGUCACCACAGCAUAACCCUACUAGUACAUCCAUGCAUUCACAGUCCCACUCUCAACUACAAGAGUAGAGAGUAGAUGCAUUCCAAAAUUAUGCGAUGACUCAUCAUAUCCUACAAACAGCUUGCACCUUCAACUUCUAAAUCCUUUCCAACGCAGCGGGUCCCUUCAGUAAAUACUGUAGCCUUGUCCCAAUCUGGAGAUACUUUGACACCAGAGCGUAUUGCCACUCUAUCUUCACCACUGCUUAGUACUGCAACAGCUUCCAGUUCAGAAACUCCCAACCCACCACUAGUAUCAGCAUCCAUGAGGCCUCCAUUUCCUCUUGGCACUAAAUUGGAUGGGGGAUGCCUACCAUUGAGUGGGUUGGAAACUUCUGAAAAUGCUAGGUAGUAAAGACAGAGUGGCAAUACGCUCUGGUGUCAAAGUAACUCCAGAUUGGGACACCGCUACAGUAUUUACUGAAGGGACUGGCUGCAUUGGAAGGGAUUUAGUAGUUGAAGGUGCAAGCUGCUUUGUAGGAUACAAUGAUUCAUUGCGUGAUACCUUAAAAUAAGCCAUAUGUAAAUCCUUUUCCUACUUUUGAGGCAAUGCCACUGCUCACAAUUUUGGAAUGCAUCUAUUGUCUACUCAUGUAGUGAUAUUGGGACUGUGGCUGCAUCGUUGUACUAGAAGGGUCAUGUUGUGGUGACUUUAGAACCACCACUCAAGCAGGGCAAUUGCUAACAUGUCAAGGCUUGUUUUGUCUACUCAUUAAUUGCAAGAAGCGGAGAAUCAAUUUAAUGCCCAAAGACAAUUUUCUCAGCUUCAAACUUAUAUGACCAGCUUUACACAUCAAGAAGUUCUCCAAUGGUGGCAACCGGAUGCACACAAUUUCAAGAUCCUACUUUUAACUUGCCGCAACAAGGUGUAGUUUCUUCAAGGGCAUUGAGUACCUUUGGAAUCCCUUCACAAAUUGGACAUCAUCAGUAUGGAGUACCUGAUAAUGCUGGCAAGGGCUUUCGGAUGGUGCAUGGAACAGAUUCUCUGGGUUCAUAUGGAUCAUCUAGCUUCCAACCACAUGAAAACCAGGUUUAUGGUAGCAUUGUUGCCAAGACUUAUACGCCCAUGUGGACUUGCUACUGAUUGAGGGGUUCUGAGUUUUGGAAUCAGGUUCAGAAGCCUCAGUCUGCCGGUAAUGUGGCCAAUCAGACUUACCAGUCUAUGCUACAGUUUGCAGCUAAUCAUCCCCUCCAGACGCCAUUCAAAAAAAAAAAGAAAA